Mastomys coucha (southern multimammate mouse) is the source of this 2351-nucleotide messenger RNA. RefSeq names its product solute carrier family 26 member 10 (gene Slc26a10p). NCBI's taxonomy places the organism in Eukaryota, Metazoa, Chordata, Mammalia, Rodentia, Muridae. Gene Ontology annotation, cellular component: membrane. Bases 109 to 2154 code for a protein of 681 amino acids. The transcript has 18 exons. The record is from RefSeq and is a predicted model, not a curated record. Gene Ontology annotation, biological process: transmembrane transport. Gene Ontology annotation, molecular function: bicarbonate transmembrane transporter activity; oxalate transmembrane transporter activity; sulfate transmembrane transporter activity.
ACCCAAGGAGGUACUUUAGAGAGUACUACUCCCUACAGGUCCGGAUUGGACUCGCUUUAUAGAGGCGGGCUCAGGGCUGAAGGGACAGAGGGUACUUAAGACCAGGAGAUGCUGCAGGGGGCCAAGGACAAAAUGAGUGGGCCACUUGCCUCUGGGGCCUGCUCAGAUCCGGAAGAGGCUUCCGACGUUAAAUCUCCACUGAGCUCAAGGUUCAGGGAACCUCUCACCCACGCUCGGUUCCAGGAGCUCUUCGGGGGCGCAGAGCAGGAGCCGGAGCUACCAGCCGAGCCCUGCUUACCCUGGCUGCGGAGGAGGCGAGCCGACGCCUGUUCUGGGCCGGGGGCAUGGCGCAUGCUGUUGGCACGGCUGCCCCCGCUGCGUUGGCUUCCCCAAUACCGCUGGCGAGCCUGGCUGCUCGGAGAUGCUGUGGCUGGAAUCACCGUGGGCGUUGUGCACGUGCCUCAGGGCAUGGCUUUUGCCCUCCUGACCUCGGUGCCCCCGGUGUUUGGACUGUAUACUUCUUUCUUUCCCGUCCUCAUCUACAGUUUGCUGGGCACUGGGAGACACCUGUCCACUGGAACUUUCGCAGUACUCAGUCUAAUGACCGGCUCUGUUGUCGAGAGGGUGGUGCCCGAACCGCUCGCAGGGAACCUCAGUGGAAUCGAAAGGGAGCAAUUGGAAGCUCGGAGAGUUGGGGCGGCAGCCGCUGUGGCCUUCGGGAGUGGGACGCUGAUGCUGGGGAUGUUCGUGCUGCGGCUUGGUGUUCUGUCCACCUUUUUAUCCGAGCCUGUGGUCAAGGCGCUGACCAGCGGGGCCGCGCUGCACGUACUGGUGUCCCAGCUGCCAAGCCUCUUGGGAUUGUCUCUCCCACGCCAGAUCGGCUGCUUUUCUCUCUUCAAGACGCUGGCUGCCGUGCUCAGCGCCCUGUCCCAGAGCAGUCCUGCAGAACUGACCAUCUCUGCGCUCAGCCUGGCGUUGCUAGUGCCGGUCAAGGAACUAAACGUGCGAUUCCGGGACCGGCUACCCACUCCGAUCCCAGGAGAAGUUGUCAUGGUUCUUCUGGCGACCGUGCUGUGCUUCACCUCUUCCCUGGACACAAGAUACAAUGUCCAGGUAGUGGGACUACUGCCUGGAGGAUUUCCUCAGCCCCUCCUCCCCACCCUGGAUGAGCUGCCCAGGGUACUGGCCGACUCACUGCCCAUCUCAUUGGUUACUUUUGCUGUGUCCACCUCUCUGGCCUCCAUCUAUGCAGACAAGUACAGCUACACUAUUGACCCCAACCAGGAACUCCUGGCCCACGGCGUCUCCAACCUCAUUUCCUCUCUCUUCUCUUGCUUUCCUAACUCCGCUACACUGGCUACAACCAGCUUAUUAGUGGAUGCUGGUGGGAAUACACAGCUGGCAGGCCUCUUCUCCUGCGUAGUGGUCCUGGCAGUGUUGCUGUGGCUGGGGCCCUUCUUCUACUACCUGCCCAAGGCUGUCCUGGCUUGCAUCAAUAUCUCCAGCAUGCGCCAGAUGUUCUUCCAGAUGCAAGAACUUCCACAGUUAUGGCACAUCAGCCGUGUGGACUUUGCUGUGUGGAUGGUCACGUGGGUGGCUGUCGUGACCCUGAAUGUGGACCUCGGCCUGGCUGUGGGUGUGGUCGUGUCUAUGAUGGCAGUGGUCUGCCGAACUCAGAGGGUGCAGUGCCUGGCGCUUGGAUUGGCUGAGGGGACAGAGCUCUACAGGCCAGUCAGAGAGAGCCAGAAGCUCCUCCAGGUUCCAGGUCUGUGUAUCCUGAGCUAUCCAGCACCCCUCUACUUUGCAACCCGUGGGCAGUUCCAUCGCAUCUUGGAGUGGCAUCUGGGGCUUGGAGAAAGAACCACGCCAGGUGCUGAGCCUGUCAGAGUGGCGAUCCUAGACUUCAGUGGUAUCACUUUUGCAGAUGCUGCAGGGGCCAGGGAAGUGGUCCAGCUCACCAGGCGGUGCCAGGAUGAUGGGAUCUACCUUCUCCUGGCUCAGUGUAAUGCCUUGGUGCUCGAGACCUUGACUCGGGCGGGACUCUGGGAUAGCAUGACUUCAGAACAACUCUUCGUGAGCGUCCAAGAUGCAGCUGCGCAUGCGCUGGAGAGACUGAAACCUACUGGCCCAAAGAUUUGCACGGUGUGGGUCUGACCUCGGUCACUUAGAGUGUGAGGAAGGCCACGGUCCUUGAGCUCCUCCCUAAUGCAACCAAUAAGAUGAAGCUGAGAGUACCCGAAGCCCGUGGAGUGGGUCUAGGCAUCUCCACGUGGAUAUCUCCAAUCUCCCCAAGCCCCGCUACACCCAAAGUACCACAGAGACACAAGUAAAAAUGGCUUUCACCGUGUGUU